This is a messenger RNA of Amblyraja radiata (thorny skate), 4017 nucleotides long. RefSeq names its product WD repeat domain 44 (gene wdr44). Lineage: Eukaryota; Metazoa; Chordata; Chondrichthyes; Rajiformes; Rajidae. Bases 216 to 2972 code for a protein of 918 amino acids. The transcript has 20 exons. The record is from RefSeq and is a predicted model, not a curated record. Gene Ontology annotation, molecular function: protein binding.
ACGCAGGCGGGGGGCGGGUACGCGCACGUACGUCGGUGUGUGUGUGAGCGAGCGGGCGGGCGGCCGCGGGCUGGGGCUCGAGCACAGGCGAGGCCUGGCGCCGCCGCCUCCUCCUCAUCCUCACUCACCACCACCAUCACCAUCACCAUCAUCCCCCCGCCAGCCCAGCCCAGCCCCGCACACCGUGCCGUGUGUGUCUCUCCCUCACCCUCGCCAUGGCGUCCGACACCAGCGACGCCGAGGAAUUCUACGAUGCGGCCGAGGAGGUCAACAGCGGCCCGUCCCCCGCGGCGUCCCCAGCAAAGAUCAUUAUCUCGACCAAGGAGAAAAUAGACAAUGAAGCACAUCGGGACUUUUCAUUUGGACAGGAUCAUAAAGAUGAGGUUGCUGACCAAGCGGAGGAAGAGGAGCAGCAGAAAGGCAAGUUGAAAAGUGCAUCCUCAGAAACUAGUGGAGAGGACAGCAGCGUAAAGUCGGUUGGAGUUACAUUGACUGUUUUAGCUGAAGCUGAUCUGCUCAGCAAUAUUUCGGGGCUCUUGAACGUUGAUCAGCAAUUGUGUGCAAAGCCAAAGAGUUUGACAGAACAAAGCAGCUCGGAUGUAAAGCCUGAGAAGCCAGAGGUUCUGUCAGAGACGCAGACAACUCUGCCAUCUUCAGAAACUAUCUCAGCAGUGACGUUUAAUAAUGGAGAUACAACAUCAACAAAAGUUAGUACACCAUGUCCAGAGAACUCCUCUACGGACUGCAAUUCAUCUUCUCAACAGCCGUCAGAUAAAAGAGAGGAGGACAAAGGGGACAUUUUGGAGCAUAAUUCAGAAGAUCGUAUUGCCCUGGAUGAUGAGUUUGCAGCUGAACAGUUGCAGCGCCCCAAACUACCACGGCAAAUGAGCGCGGAACCGGACAUUGUGGCCAGCACCAAGAAACCCAUUCCCAUCCGACCUCCGCCACCAGGGUCAAGCAUUCCUCCUCCACGACCCCCACCACCUGUACGACCCGCACCUCCUCCUCGCAAGAAGAAGAGUGAAACCCCCUUAGAUGUGCACAACCCUUUGGGCAUAGAAGGUCCUCUAGAUCCUGAGGCAUCCAUUGGUCUGGUGAGUCCCACAUCGGCCAUCGAGAAUUUGACCAAAGAACUACAACAUUCUCUGGAUCUUGCUAGCGCGACCAGUGGAGACAAGGUUGUUACUGCACAGGAGAAUGGAAAGGGAGAAUCGGCAUCGGAUAAUCCAGAAGCUGAGGAGAUUGGACCACAAAGACCCCGGUCAAACUCGGGGCGGGAGCUGACUGACGAGGAAAUUCUGGCGAGUGUGAUGGUGAAGAACCUGGAUACUGGGGAAGAGAUCCCGCUCAAUAUGGCCGAGGAGAAACUCCCCAAAGGCCUCAACCCACUGACGUUACAUAUAAUGCGACGGACCAAGGAGUAUGUGAGUAAUGAUGCUGCACAGUCAGACGAUGAAGAAAAGAUUCAUCCCACACAGACUGAACCCGACGGCCACAAAAUCAAACAGAAAACCAAUCAACUGAAGAAAUUUUUGGGGAAAUCAGUGAAGAGAGCCAAGCAUCUUGCAGAAGAAUACGGUGAGAAAGCUGUCAAUAAAGUCAAGAGUGUUCGUGAUGAAGUGUUCCACAUGGAUCAAGAUGAUGCCUCUUCCAGUGACGAUGAGGGAAUGCCGUACACCAGACCUGUCAAGUUUAAAGCAGCGCACAGCUUCAAAGCGCCGUUUGACUUUGAUCAGAUUAAAAUGGUCCAGGAUCUAAGCGGAGAACACAUGGGAGCUGUGUGGACCAUGAAGUUUUCACACUGUGGGCGCCUACUGGCAACGGCUGGCCAAGACAAAGUUGUGCGCAUAUGGGUUUUAAAGAAUGCGUGGGACUACUUCAAGAACAUGAGAAUAAAAUACAACACGGAAGGUCGCGUGUCUCCAUCACCGUCACAAGAAAGCUUGAGUUCUUCAAAGUCCGAGACCGACACGGCCUACAGCGGGACUGAAGAUUCUGAUCCUGAAGACAAAAAUGCACCGUUCAGGCAGCGGCCGUUCUGCAAAUACAAGGGACACACUGCUGAUCUUCUGGACCUGUCCUGGUCAAAGAACUACUUUCUGCUGUCGUCUUCCAUGGACAAAACAGUGCGUUUGUGGCACAUCUCCAGGAGGGAAUGUCUGUGUUGUUUCCAGCACAUCGACUUUGUCACCGCUAUAGCCUUCCACCCACGGGAUGACAGGUACUUCCUCAGUGGAUCUCUGGAUGGGAAACUGCGUCUGUGGAACAUCCCUGACAAGAAGGUGGCUCUGUGGAACGAGAUCGACGGACAGACAAAGCUGAUCACUGCAGCAAACUUCUGCCAGAACGGCAAAUACGCCGUGAUCGGCACGUACGACGGCCGAUGCAUCUUCUACGACACCGAGCACUUGAAAUACCACACACAGAUACAUGUCCGCUCAACGAGAGGCAGAAACCGAGUUGGCAGGAAAAUCACUGGCAUCGAGCCCUUGCCUGGUGAAAAUAAGAUCCUUGUGACCUCCAAUGAUUCAAGAAUUCGCCUGUACGAUCUUCGAGAUUUAUCCAUUUCAAUGAAAUAUAAAGGGUACAUGAACAGCAGCAGCCAAAUCAAAGCAAGUUUCAGUCAUGAUCACACGUAUAUAAUGAGUGGAUCAGAAGAUAGUUACUUUUAUAUUUGGAGCACUUACCAUGAUGUCAGCAAGUUCACAUCGGUUCGCAGAGAUCGGAAUGACUUCUGGGAAGGAAUUAAAGCCCAUAAUGCAGUUGUAACUUCAGCAAUCUUUGCACCAAAUCCCAGCCUGAUGCUGUCCGACAGCCCACAGGCAGAGAAAGCAGAGGGCGAUGGCUUAAGUAUUAAUACAGAUAAUAUACCUUCUGGUGCAUUGAAAGCGGACAUCACUGAAGUAUUAUUAUCAGCUGACUUUACCGGUGCCAUCAAAGUCUUCAUGAAUAAGAAGAAGAAGAACGACUAACUUCUCUUUGGCUUUGUAUUGAAACUAAACUCGGGAAUAUUAUGUUCAAUUUCAAACUCUUGGCUUGUUAUUUAGAUGAGUGCAGAAACCGAGGCAUUGCAGUGAGCAGCUCACCCAUUGCUCUGGCCCUCGGUAGUUAGCGUGGAGUUGGCUUGGUGGAGGAGAUGUGUCACGGUGGUAAGUUGCUGGUUACUGAGUAGGAAUCUCCAGGAAGACUUGUAAAUACCUUUACAUACGGGACAUGGCCGGAAGUCCGAGUUCCUAAUUGUCCACAAUACAGUCGUGUUUGUGUUUAGGGUUUGUAUGUCUGUGCAAGUUCUGCUCUGGGAAUGGGGUCUUCAGUCUUCAGCUUCAAAGAAUAGAAAUGUAGUCCCAAGGUCAUAGUGUGGCUUGGAAGCUGGUUUAAACAUAGCUCUGGUGGACUUGUGCAAAGUGUAUUGAGAACAAAUUACUUUACUAAUGAAUGCUGUGUAAAGAAGUUCAUUUUAGUUUGUGGCUGAACGCGUUCAACGGAAAUUAUUAAGUGUAUGCUGUUCACUAGAAAUAGGUGUUCUGUUUUAAAACUGAUGCCACCACUGUGGAAAGUAACUUCAGUUCCGUGGUUGCAUCCACAGAGAGGAGGGGGGAACAACUUAUUGUGAGACGGGUUGCUUCGCAGAAUGCAAAGACACAGACAGCCCAGUCACACGCCUCCUUCACGUGCCGUUCCUCUUCUACGUCACUCUACCGCACCGCCUCAUGGUCCUGUGUUGACGGACGAUUUUAUUUUAUUGGAACUGGGCAGAAUGAAUGUUUGGCCAGUCUUUUACUGCGUUGUGUUAUAUUGAGAGAAUUUAUGUUCAGUGUGUACAAAAGAAUGUCUUGAAAUUGAAUUAUUUUUUUUUGUGGUGGAGAAAAUGUAUCAUUGCACCACGUGGCUCUUGAAGGGGAAAGGCCAGUGUACAUACCAAUGAAAUAACAUUUCUGGCUUGCUGCAGUUGGCAAAUGUUAUUGAUGGUGUCCAGGUUUGAAGUAACGUGUGAAUAAAGGAUGCUCCAGCAAACUG